This is a messenger RNA of Colletotrichum chrysophilum, 563 nucleotides long. RefSeq lists its product as uncharacterized. The transcript has a single exon. The record is from RefSeq and is a predicted model, not a curated record. The annotation marks the transcript as partial. NCBI's taxonomy places the organism in Eukaryota, Fungi, Ascomycota, Sordariomycetes, Glomerellales, Glomerellaceae.
AUGACCAGAGUGCCCGCCAACCAGCGGAAGAGGAAGCGUGACGAGAGCGACGAUAAGAAAGCGGCUACGGCAGCGCCGUCAGGGUCCAGGAGGCGGGUGCGGGCCAGACGAGAAGACGAGGCCAGCGCACCCUUCACAGAGACCUCGUCCGCGCGAGAACGGGCACAACCUUUCCUCCUCGCUGUUGCUAGGAUGCCCGUUGACAUGCUCAGCACAGCCUGGAGCGUCGGAAAGAACCGGCCGAUCAACGCGGCCCACGUCCAGGAGCUGGUACACGCAUUCAGGAGCGGCGGGCUGGAAAGGCGGGCGCCGGAGAACCGUAUCGUCGUCCUCUGCAGCGCCGAGGAAGUCAGGCGUAUGCUACAGGACGGCGGCGACGAGCGCGACGAGGACGACGAGGACGAUGAGGACGACGAGGAUGACGAGGACGGCCCUCGCGAGCUAUCCUUCCUGCGCUGGGCCGAAGUCAAUGGGACCAAGGCUGAGGUGAUGGCCGGCCAGCACCGCAUCCAGGCGCUCCGCGAGUACGUCAAGGAGACGGGCGCGCCGGGUUCCAAUCUGUG